Triticum aestivum (bread wheat) is the source of this 1852-nucleotide messenger RNA. Its product is annotated as geraniol 8-hydroxylase-like. The transcript is spliced from 3 exons. The record is from RefSeq and is a predicted model, not a curated record. Gene Ontology annotation, molecular function: monooxygenase activity; iron ion binding; oxidoreductase activity, acting on paired donors, with incorporation or reduction of molecular oxygen. Bases 16 to 1545 code for a protein of 509 amino acids. Lineage: Eukaryota; Viridiplantae; Streptophyta; Magnoliopsida; Poales; Poaceae.
ACCUCCCGUCUCACCAUGGAGCUCUUCCUCUACGCAACGUACGCCCUCCUCCUCGUCUUCUCUCUGUACGUCCUCCGCCACUUCGCCGGCGCCCGCCGCAACCUGCCGCCGGGUCCCCCAUCAUGGCCUCUCAUCGGAAACCUCCUCGACCUCGGCGCCCAGCCGCACCGCUCCCUCGCGCGCCUCGCGGAGCGCCACGGCCCGCUCAUGACGCUCCGCCUCGGCGCCCUCACCACCGUGAUCGCCUCCACCGCGGACACCGCCCGCGACGUCCUCCAGCGCCACGACGCCGCCUUCUCCGCGCGCUCCGUGUCCGACGCCGCCCGCGCGUGCGCCUACGACAGCCUCUCCAUGGGCUGGCUCCCGCCCAGCAGCCCCCACUGGCGCGCCCUCCGCAAGCUCUGCUCGGGGGAGCUCUUCGCGCCGCACCGCCUCGACGCGCACCAGUCCAUCCGCCGCGAGAAGGUGCAGCAGCUCGUGUCCCACGUCGCCCGGCUGUCGCGGGAGGGCGCGGCCGUGGACGUCAGCCGCGUCGUUUUCACCACCGCGCUGAACCUGCUCUCCUGCACCAUAUUCUCAGCCGACAUCGCCGACCUCGACGACAGAGAAGGAACGGGGCAGUUCAGGGCCGUGAUCGCGAGCUUCACGGAGGUCGUCGGCCUGCCCAACCUGUCGGACUUCUUCCCUGCUGUCGCGCCGCUCGACCCACAGCGGCUGAGGAAGCGCCUCGCCGCGGUGUUCAUGCGGCUGCAUGCCAUAUUCGAUGAGCAGAUCGAGAGGCGCAUGCGGCAGCGCACCGCCGGCGAGCCGCCCAAGGAUGAUUUCCUGGACGUGUUGCUGGACUACCGCGGCCUGGAGGAUGGCCGGGGACUCGAUCGGGAGAUGCUGCGCGCACUACUUGCGGAUUUGUUUAUAGCUGGAAGUGAUACAAGUGCAACAACCUUUGAGUGGGCAAUGGCUGAGCUGCUACAAAACCCAUCAGCCAUGGCAAAAACUCGUGAAGAACUUGCACAAGUGAUUGGCUCCAAAUCAGAAAUCGAGGAAUCAGACAUUUGCCGACUCGAGUACCUCCAGGCUGUGGUGAAAGAAGUGUUCCGCCUUCACCCUCCCGCUCCAUUCUUGAUACCCCGCCAAGCCGAAGCGACCACACAGGAUUUGUUUAUAGCUGGAAGCGAUACAAGUGCAACAACCUUCGAGUGGGCAAUGGCUGAGUUGCUACAAAACCCAUCAGCCAUGGCGAAAGCUCGUGAACAACUAGCGCAGGUGAUUGGCUCCAAAUCAGAAAUCGAGGAAUCGAACAUUGGCCAGCUCGAGUACAUCCAGGCCAUUGUGAAAGAGGUGUUCCGCUUGCACCUUCCCGCUCCAUUCCUUAUACCCCGCCAAGCCGAAGCGACCACGGAGCUAAGAGGUUACAUAGUGCCCAAGGACGCGCGCGUGAUGGUGAACGUCUGGGCGAUUGGCCGAGACAGCAAGUUGUAUCGGUUUGAACCAGAGAGGUUCUUGCCGGAGAGGUUCUUGAGGAAAGACAUGGAUUACCGAGGCUGAGCUUUUGAGCUCCUUUUGUUUGUUUCUGGCAGACGGAUCUGCCCGGUGAUGCCGCUAGCUGUGCGCAUGGUGCAUCUAAUGCUUGCGGCACUGCUGUAUCGGUUUGAGUGGAGGCUUCCAAGAGAAGUGGAGGAAAAUGGGGUGGACAUGGGGGAGAACUUUGGGAUUCUGCUAGCAUUGGCCACCCCUCUCCAGGCCAUAGCUGAAACAAUGUAACUCAAACGGCUAUUGGCAUUCCGGUACUUUGAAUUCCAUGGAGCAUGGAGUCCCUGCACUGAGAGAAUCGAGAACCAACAUCUUCAACCAA